Molecule: messenger RNA, 789 nt
Organism: Magallana angulata
Lineage: Eukaryota; Metazoa; Mollusca; Bivalvia; Ostreida; Ostreidae
Exons: 3
Coding region: 1-759 (252 amino acids)
Source: RefSeq, a predicted model, not a curated record
AUGUUAAAAGUAUUUUCUACCGUGUUCAAACUGAUGUUGAUUUCGAUGUUUACGUUUUAUUUUGGUCAUGGAUAUUCAAGCAUGUACCGCUAUAGAAAAGUCCAGCAGAGUCGGCCAUACACGGUAGUAUCUUGUUCCCUGACUCGCCUGUCCAGUCUGUCACAGUGUGCAGCCCUUGCUGACAAAUCCAAGUCGGUGACCUUCUUUUUCCAUACAGAUCUUGGACCAGAUGGGUAUCUUUGUCGUUGGGACUGUUUUUUCGUUAACAGUUAUUCUUCGUCGGUGCUCUGCAACUUUCCAUGUACUGUUUUUGAGGUAAUAUGGAAAAAGAAUGAAGCUUUACACAGAUCACCUAUAGCUUCCUCAGUUUACUCAGAUAAUUAUGACCUCUGGGGUCCAAUCUACGCUACAGACAGUCUAUUUCCCGCCGGCAACACUGAUACUCAAUUUUUUCAUUCCUCUACGGAAGUCUCACCAUGGAUCAGAGUAGAUUUGAAACAAAUCCUAGAUAUAUCCUUUCUCCGUGUUUAUAUCAGGACAGAUACUGAAGGUAAGAAAUUCCACGACACUGCAGUAGAGGUAGCGGAUAACAGCAUGACUUUUGUUCAACGUGGGUUCUACAAGGGACCCGCAAUGACAAAGGAGGUGGUAGAAAUCCUCUGUGAAUCCCAAACUGUCGGGCGCUUCGUCCAACUAAGAAUCAUCGAAGGAUUUGCAAAUAAUUUAGAUGUUUUAGAACUUGAAAUUUAUAUUUUGUAAUUUGCUUUUUAAGAGUUACGAAUAAAAGAA